UGAAAAGAGCAGACAAAGGCUUUGAGCUCAGGACGCCCCUCUCUCUCUCUCUCACUCUGCCUACAAAGCCAACCUAGCUCUGUCUCCUCCGCUCUUAUAUCAUGGAACUGUUUUUUAAUAGGUGGCGUUAACGAGAGCGCUGGCUUUAUUUCCACUUUCUUGUCCUGAAAUGUACGACCGUCUGGAUCCCCGCUCGGCCGAGAGAGGACGGCUUUUUGUAGGUAUAAUACAAGGAAGCGUCGUCUGAGAGAGGGAGAGAGAGGGGGAAGGAUUGACGCUUUUUCCUCCUCUCCUCCUCCUUCUUCCUUUUCGCCCCCCUCUCCUCCUCUUUUUGGCGGAGAGAGGGGUUGAGGCAGGAAUAAACGCUUUUUUUUUGUUUCUUCUUCUUCUUCUUCUUCUUCUUUUUUAAAUGCAUUUGAAUCCUACUGCGCAACCAGACCGGAUCACGUGGGGUUUGGAGAGAGUUGGAUCGAUUUUGCACAGUUCAAUGUGAGAAAAAGAGAGAGAAACAAACAACUCCUUUCUUUUUUCUUUUACUUCUGUGGAUAACUGGGACUGUUGAUACUUUUGCAUAAUUGCAAGAGAAGAGGGGGGGUGGGGGGGUUGUUUGAGUUGGUUCUUUAUUUUUUCAGCCUUGGAGGUGUGGAGUAUUAAUUCUUAUAUGCCUGGGGUUUGAAAAACAAUGGAGACGCACAUUUCGUGCCUCUUCCCGGAAAUUUUGGCCAUGAUUUUCAGCUAUCUGGACGUGAGGGACAAAGGCAGGGUAGCCCAAGUGUGUAUCGCUUGGAGGGACGCAUCCUACCACAAGUCAGUGUGGAGGGGGGUGGAGGCCAAGCUGCACCUCCGCCGGGCCAAUCCCUCCCUGUUCCCCAGCCUCCAGGCCAGGGGCAUCCGGAGGGUCCAGAUCCUGUCCCUGCGCCGCAGCUUGAGCUAUGUGAUCCAGGGAAUGCCUAACAUCGAGUCCCUCAAUCUGUCUGGCUGCUACAACCUCACGGAUAACGGGCUGGGUCAUGCAUUUGUGCAGGAGAUCCCAUCACUGAGGGUUUUGAACCUGAGUCUGUGCAAGCAGAUCACAGACUCCAGUCUUGGCAGGAUAGCUCAGUAUCUGAAGAACCUGGAGGUGCUGGAGCUCGGUGGCUGCAGCAACAUCACCAACACUGGGCUCCUGUUGAUAGCCUGGGGCCUCCACAGGCUCAAGAGCCUCAAUCUGAGGUCCUGCCGGCAUGUCUCGGACGUGGGGAUUGGACAUUUGGCGGGCAUGACCCGCAGCGCGGCGGAGGGCUGCUUGAACCUGGAGUACCUGACUCUCCAGGACUGUCAGAAACUGACGGACCUGUCACUCAAACACAUUUCCAAGGGGCUGACCAAGCUCCGGGUACUGAACCUGAGCUUCUGCGGGGGCAUCUCAGACGCAGGGAUGAUCCACCUCUCCCACAUGGCCUCCCUGUGGAGCCUCAACCUGCGCUCCUGUGACAACAUCAGCGACACGGGCACCAUGCACCUCGCCAUGGGCACCCUGAGGCUCUCCGGGCUUGACGUUUCCUUCUGCGAUAAGAUAGGGGACCAAACCCUGGCGUACAUUGCCCAGGGGCUGUACCAGCUCAAGUCCCUGUCCCUGUGCUCGUGUCACAUCUCGGACGACGGGAUAAACCGGAUGGUGAGGCAGAUGCACGAGCUGAGGACCCUGAACAUUGGACAGUGUGUGCGCAUCACGGACAAAGGGCUGGAGCUCAUAGCCGACCACCUGACCCAGCUGGCGGGCAUCGACCUGUAUGGAUGUACCAAGAUCACCAAGAGGGGACUGGAGAGGAUCACACAGCUCCCCUGCCUUAAAGUGUUGAACCUGGGACUCUGGCAGAUGACAGAGAGUGAGAAAGUGAGAUUCUGACAUUGGACUGGAACCACUUCAAUGCAAAUCAGCAAAGAGUGUCAUUAGAGAAAUCUGCUUCGUUUACCGACACUCGCAUCCAUCCAAACUUGCACCCACUUAAAAGCAAGGUGAGGUUUUAAAACUUAUGAGACUUUUAUUUUUCCUUUAAACAUCUUCUUUUCUUUUUAUUUUUUUUACAGUGAGUCUGGAUUACAAACUAAUCUCCGCUACAGCCAUCACGCCUAAAAACAUUUGGCUACCUCGUAUGUGGUUGUUUUCAAAAGGGUGUAUACUGUUAAAAAGAAAAAAGAAAAAAAAAACAGAAGGAAAGCGAGAAUUAGAGACUGGGAGAAAAUGUGCCUAAAGGGACUGUGUCUGCCCCCUCCCCCCAUCCCCUCCCUCCCUCCAUGAGCAGAGCUGGAGAAAGGAGACCAGGACACAAUCUUAACUACCUUUGUUAAUUUACCCUCAUAAACAGCAACAAUUUCCCGCUGAGAGAAAGAGAGAGCAAGGGAGAGCCGAGUUGUAAAGUCCAUUCAGAUUUCAAGAGAGCGACGCUUUUAUGCAAAAAAAAAAAACACAAAACAAAACAUAAACCUGCUUGUGUGCAAGAGCUUUUUAAAAAUUGUUUGUUUUCUUCCUUUUUUUAAGGGAUAAAGUCCAACUUUAACGCCCUUUAGAGACAGGUUGUGUUCAAGCUUUGACGAAUAUAAAGGAGACACGAUUAUCAGCUUACCCUUAGAAUAAAUACCUAUAGUCAUCCUAUCAUAAUCCUAUAGUGAUAGAGGAUUAUUACAGGGCUACAGUACGAGAUAACACAGAUAUAAAGGUAUGAUCCGGUCAUUAUUAAACACAAUAUACGUCCAUGAGAGUGUGUUAUAGGAAUAUUGGGUGUUUUUUGUAAGGGAUGCUGGCAGAAACAAAUGUCAGAGGAUGUUUUUCAGAGCGUCGUACUUCAAAUUGAAGUGAUUUCUAUAUCUUAUACCCUUUAUUGAUCGAAACGAAUCAGGUUUUUUUGUCUCAUGGCUUUAUUUUCCCACGUUAAUGCCAACACAGGUCGCAUUCAUAUUCAUGUUGCUCUCACCGGUAAGAGAAAAAGAAAGAGAAGAGGAGGGUAGGGAUAUCUUUUUUUUUCUCCAUCUCACCCUGAAUAAAAAUACCCUGAAUCCAUUUUGAGACAUGCUUAGAAUAAGGAGCAAUCGAUUAUUUUUCUUUCUCUCUCUCUCUCUCUCUCUCUCUCUCUCUCUCUCUCUCUCUCUCUCUCUCUCUCUCUCUCUCUCUCUCCCCAUCUCGGGUUACAAGCGGAAUGCGUCUCUCUCCCUCUCCCCAUCUCUCUCUCUCUUUCUUUCGCACACACAAACACACACACACAUUAACACACAUGCACACGCGCGCACGCACACGGGGGCCUGUGUGUGUGCGCGCUUUAAUGUAAUGCAAUGACCUGCUAGAAAAAUUAAUAUACGGAUGUGCGUCCUGCUGAAAAAGCUGUGUGUGUUUGAAAAUAAAAAAGAUGUACUGUAUAUUAUGUGUUUGUAAAGAAGAAAAAAAAUGCAGAAUCCCAAAAUUAAAUUGUUUUAUAUUCUUACGGUUAAAACAAUUAAAGAUAUUUAUAUAAUGAACGAAAA
Dicentrarchus labrax (European seabass) is the source of this 3498-nucleotide messenger RNA. It is a transcript of the gene fbxl14b, whose product is annotated as F-box and leucine-rich repeat protein 14b. The transcript has 2 exons. Gene Ontology annotation, molecular function: protein binding. Gene Ontology annotation, biological process: SCF-dependent proteasomal ubiquitin-dependent protein catabolic process. The record is from RefSeq and is a predicted model, not a curated record. The coding region runs from base 683 to 1888 and encodes 401 amino acids. NCBI's taxonomy places the organism in Eukaryota, Metazoa, Chordata, Actinopteri, Moronidae. Gene Ontology annotation, cellular component: SCF ubiquitin ligase complex.